Molecule: messenger RNA, 762 nt
Organism: Ilex paraguariensis (yerba mate)
Lineage: Eukaryota; Viridiplantae; Streptophyta; Magnoliopsida; Aquifoliales; Aquifoliaceae
Source: the annotation of a GenBank genome assembly
AUGCAAUUGGUUUAUAGUGUGUUCAAUUUUUCUACUUUGUGUUAUAUCAUGAAGGAUUUUGUGAUUGAGGCACUGAGAUCAAUAGCAGAAUUGAUAACAUAUGGUGACCAACAUGAUACAGCCUUUUUCGAGUGCGGCUUCUCAACCUUUUUUGUUCUUAUAUGCAAAUUUAGUUUCUUCUAUUUUCCAUUUAUUUUUUUCAUACGGUUUUUUAUGGAGAAACAGGUCAUGGGGGAGUUUGUGCGUAUACUGAAAAUUAGUAGAACUAGUAUUGUUUCACUUCAGUUAUUGCAGACAAUGAGCAUUAUGAUCCAAAACCUAAAAAGUGAACACUCUAUAUAUUACAUGUUCAGUAAUGAACAUAUUAAUUAUUUUAUAACUUAUUCCUUUGACUUCCGCAAUGAAGAGCUAUUGUCUUUCUACAUAUCCUUUUUGAGAGCAAUAAGCGGAAAGCUGAACAAGAAUACGAUUUCUGUGCUCGUUAAAACUCGAAAUGUAAGAGCUCUUUGCCUGGAUGAACCACAUAUGACAUUCUUCCAUGACUACCUCAAUGUGGAGGUUCGGAGCAAGGCCAGUUGUAGACCUCGAAAUCACAGCAGUCUCGUUUCAUCAUCAUUAUCUCUGUUCUAUAAAGCUGUCACUGUCGUCAUCGCUCCUCAUCAUAUUGAUUUUGUAUUUACCAUCACCAGUAACUUAUGUCGCUUUUUGAAGUUUGCAUUAUUAAUCACUCACUUUCAACCUUGUCGGGCCCCUUACAGUUGA